AUGCCGCUAGUCCAGAUUAUCGGUGUUACAUCCACGUUGAUGUCGUUUUGCAUGGCUCAUGGGUUCGUAAGCAACGAGAAACAGGAAAACUUCACAUGGGUUCUACAGAAGUUGAAACACUCAUUAGACAGUGUUAUGGAACCCCGUGUAAUAGUAAUGGAUAGAAAUCGCGCCCUAAUGAACGCAUGUGCAACCGUGUUUCCCAGGGCUAGACAUUCAUUGUGUAGGUGGCACAUACAGCAAAACAUCCUCAAACAUUGCUUGCAAAGCUUUAAAACAGAAGAAAGCUGGGAAAGGUUUCUUUACAAGAGGCGCAAGCUAAUUAACUCAAUGACCGAUCUUGACUACAACUACUGGUACGAGCGAAUACGAUCAAAGUUGACAAGCAAAAAAACCGAUGAGAUUAUGGACUAUUUGGAUUCAAUCUGGUUACAACCAUAUAGAGACCGGUUUGUUUCGUUCUGGAGCGACCAACAUCUGAACUUCAGUCAACGUACAACGAACAGGGCAGAGGGUCAACAUGCCCUUUUGAAGCAGCACCUAGGCGACUCUAACUACACCCUGGAUAAAGUGGUACCACUUAUAGAUAAGCUCAUAAGAAACAAGGUGACAGAAAUCAAAGGCAGCAUUGAAAUAAGCAGGAGCAGAACAUUGGGUCCACAUAACAAACCAAUAUUUAAUCUCCUACGAAAGAAGGUUUCACAUGCCUGCCUAGACUUGAUAUCCGCCGAAGUAAAUGAAAUAGAAAACUUAAAGUUAUCUAACGGUACAUGCGCGUGCCGUUUGUAUACAAGCUGCGGGUUGCUGUGCGCGUGUCGGUUGGAACCGUAUACAACGAAUGGUCAAAUGAUCCCGUUGGAGAUGAUAGACCCUUUCUGGAGAAAGUUAAAUUUGGACUCCAUACUGAAACCGAGCGAGGUGCUUCUGAAGAAAACUGAAUGUCAACCAAAGGAGAAUCGAAGCAGCCUGGCACGCGAGGAGGAUGAGGUUGUUGGUCCCUGUGAUGGUUAA
Molecule: messenger RNA, 1011 nt
Organism: Helianthus annuus (common sunflower)
Lineage: Eukaryota; Viridiplantae; Streptophyta; Magnoliopsida; Asterales; Asteraceae
Product: protein FAR-RED IMPAIRED RESPONSE 1-like
Exons: 4
Coding region: 1-1011 (336 amino acids)
Biological process (GO): regulation of DNA-templated transcription
Source: RefSeq, a predicted model, not a curated record